ACAAAAUUUGUUGCCUCGUCCUGGGCUGAUGGGCUGUCUUAUUGGAACAUGUUGAUAAUAAUGAAGUAAAAGUAAUUACUCCCGAGAUACAAUAAUCAUCUUGUACUGAUCAUCCAGCGUCAGCGUCUUGCGACUUGAAAUCACGAGAUAAUCAAUCCUAUGUACCAUACAUACAUAUAUACGAACACAUGUAUGUAUGUAAUACGCGCAGUAUCAUCAGCAACUUCAUUUGUUUGUCCAAAACCCUAAACCUUAUGACAUUUAACACAAGCGGUGGAGACGGCGCUGGUGGCCUUGUCGGCAUCUCAUCCAAGCUAUCUCUGUGCCUUCUGUACUUCAUACUGGCGGUUAUUUCAGGAUGGGCGCUCAAGCACAACAGCUCAACACUGGCCGGGUACGCCUACGGAUUAUAUUUAGCUCACAGCUUGGUUUGCAUUUUGCGUCAAACUCAUCCAAAUCCCGGCAUCGUGCAGCGUACAGUUUGCGAGCAGUCACACCGCUACGCACCCGUUGCCUUUAUUACGUUGAUCGUCGGCGAAUUGCUUGCCAUCAGACGUACCACCAUUGAGUUGGGGGCCAACUGGGCAGUAGUAGGCAUUGGUUUCGCUGCUAGCCUCUUCUUGUUGGCCAUUAUCAAGUGCUUCAUUGGCUUCAACUUUAAUACCAACUCGAAGUCAACGCUGGCGCAAAAUGUAUGCCUAAAUCUGUGCGUGCUCUGGAACGCAUAUUGCCUGUGUCGUAUUGCUUUCGUCGAGGAUCAGUUCUACUGGGCCUUAGGCCUGGCCAUGCUGGUGCUCCUCAACCAUUUCGUGCUCAUUCGCCUCACGCUUUAUUUCAACAUUACACACCAGGAAAUCGGGACAGUGGGCAUGUGCUUCUCCACAAUAUUUGCCAUUAAUGCCAUACAGGAGUUGGCCGAGGCAUUGGUCAGUAGAUGAUCCCACCCAGCAGGAAUUUCCUGUUUGUAAUUUGGUUGUUUUGAGAUUGCAUUUAAUAAACAAUUAAGCUUAACAUUUGUAACGCACAUCAAGGUACAUGUAAUAGUUUUAAUGUACUUGUUGAUCAAAAUAAAAUUUAUCCAUUCAUAAUACAUAUAUACAUUCA
This is a messenger RNA of Scaptodrosophila lebanonensis, 1104 nucleotides long. RefSeq lists its product as uncharacterized. The coding region runs from base 189 to 938 and encodes 249 amino acids. Lineage: Eukaryota; Metazoa; Arthropoda; Insecta; Diptera; Drosophilidae. The record is from RefSeq and is a predicted model, not a curated record. The transcript has a single exon.